AUGUCGAGCCAUUCCACAGACUCUUACCUGGACUCGAAGCACUUGACUUUCCAGGAAAAUGACGAACCUCAGGCAUCCAGAGAUCAAUACCAGGAUUACCUGGAUAAGGUCAUAGACGCUGAGCCUGAGCCCCAGUCUCCUAUUGGCGAGGAUGGUCGUCCGUCCAUGCAAACAGUAUCAGAGACGUGGUCUGGAUACCAUAGAGACACUAAUGAAUGUACUGAGUUCUGUCAGGACUGUUGUAUUUGCUUUGGUGCCUGUGAUGCUUGUUGCCCAUCUACUGGAGAAGGUUGCUUGAGUUCUACUGCUGCAUUCUUUGGUAACAUUAUGGUUGGUUUCUGCAACCUUUCUCAUGAUAAUGCAGGGUCCCCAAUCGAGUCCAAUCCAGAGUUGAAGGCACUUGCAAUGGAUCAAUUGACGGCUGGGAACGCUUUACAGAAGGACGAUAUUCCUCUUCUGUCUCCUGCUUUCAACGCGACACUCAAAAUGUCAUCGCUGUCCCGCCCAGCCUCUGUUUCUUAUCCACUGGCGACGGAGUUCUCUCCGCAAAAAGUCGAGCUUCAAAGACAGCCUUCUUCUGGUACUGUCAUAUUCAAGCCAUUGAGUGCUAUUUCGCCUCUCAGCGAUGACUUUAAAUUUUGCCUUACCAAAGCAAAAGGCUUGUCAAGCCCCAUUUCUAUCAAUCCUCCAAAUAGUAAAAUCUCAGUGGAGGAGAUUAGUGGUAAGGAUGGUGAUGAUGAGAUGCCCCAGAAAAGGAACUGGAAUUUUGGGAAUAUCAUUUUGUUCGUACUAGCACUCAUCUCAUUUUGCUGCUUGAUACCUGCAAUUAUUUUUGCAAUCACAGGUUCUAAUCUUUCAACAACCAAUUUCUUUAAUUCAAUGCAACCUUUGGAUCGUGAAAAGAUGUUGAGCGACCUUACAAAGAAGUACGACUUUAUACCGAAUAUCAUAAGGGACAGCCUGGGACGGGGACAAGGGCUGGGCUCAAAUUGGCGUAUGACUCCAUGGUUUGACGGAAUAUCUUAUUCACCUCUGGGUACUCUUGAGCCUGAAUGCACAUUCUCGCAAGAAGAAGCUGAUACCGAUAUCAUGCUUCUUUCCCAAAUAACUGGCAAAAUCAGGACGUAUAGCACAAGAUGCAAUCAGGCGGAAUUCAUUCUUAAUGCGAUUAAUAGGACACAAGUUCCAUUGAAGGUCGCUUUGGGAAUAUGGAUAAGCAAUGAUUCAUCGUCUAAUGAGAUAGAGCUAUCGGCUGUGAAGCAUCUCGUUGCGCAGUAUCCUGAGAGGUACUUCGAAAGUAUUUUCGUCGGCAACGAGGUAAGGUAUCGAGAUGACGUGCUGGAAGAAAUGCAUAUUCAGUAUAUUCAACUGGUGAAAGACUUCGUGCAUCAAGCUGGUAAAAAGAUUCCAGUAGGGACGAGCGAGCUAAGUGUUGCCUUGUCACCAAAGAUAGCCGCUAGUUGCGACUUCAUUGGGGUUAAUCUAAACCCGUUCUACGAGAAUGUCCCUGUCGAAAAAGCAUGCGAUUGGAUAUUUGAAUUCAUGACGCAGUAUGUGAAGCCACUUUUGCCUGAUACAACCAAGGUUGUAAUUUCUGAAACCCCGCAAGUUUCAACUCAUUUUUAG
Messenger RNA from Candidozyma haemuli, 1626 nucleotides. RefSeq lists its product as uncharacterized. The transcript is spliced from 3 exons. The record is from RefSeq and is a predicted model, not a curated record. Gene Ontology annotation, biological process: cell wall organization. The coding region runs from base 1 to 1626 and encodes 541 amino acids. Gene Ontology annotation, cellular component: fungal-type cell wall; extracellular region; cell surface. Lineage: Eukaryota; Fungi; Ascomycota; Pichiomycetes; Serinales; Metschnikowiaceae. Gene Ontology annotation, molecular function: 1,3-beta-glucanosyltransferase activity; glucan endo-1,3-beta-D-glucosidase activity.